Molecule: messenger RNA, 1480 nt
Organism: Larimichthys crocea (large yellow croaker)
Lineage: Eukaryota; Metazoa; Chordata; Actinopteri; Sciaenidae
Gene: rab25b
Product: RAB25, member RAS oncogene family b
Exons: 5
Coding region: 369-995 (208 amino acids)
Molecular function (GO): GTPase activity; GTP binding
Source: RefSeq, a predicted model, not a curated record
UCCAACCUGCCCUGCGCUGACUCCCAUUACACAAGACACACCUCCCACCGCAGCCCCACCACUCCCUGACACAGACCCCGCCUGCUUUUUCGGGCAGAACAACCCUGGAUACAGUCAGCAUGUCCUGUUCAAACAAGCCAGCUUUCUAUUAACUCAGAUAGGGAAGGGUAGUGAAGGGCAGAAACGCUGGGCGACUGGCAUUCAUGGUGUCAAAACAGUUUUGCAGCCAUUUUUCUUCCGUGGAGCCUGAGGAACUGAGGGGCAGGCUGGUUGCUGUGUGAGUCAGUGUCAUCUUACAUCCUGCAAUCAGUCUCAGUGCUGGAGACACGGCAGUAAACUGUGAGGCGGCAACACUGGAUGGACAGAACAUGGGGUCAGAUGAGGCCUACAACUUUGUCUUUAAGGUGGUUCUGAUAGGAGAAUCUGGUGUAGGAAAGAGCAAUCUGUUGUCUCGCUUCACCAAAAACGAGUUCAACCAUGACAGUCGCACGACCAUCGGGGUGGAGUUCAGCACAAGGACGGUGCAGCUCAGCGGCUUCACCAUCAAGGCCCAGAUCUGGGACACAGCCGGGUUGGAACGAUAUCGGGCCAUCACUUCUGCGUAUUACAGAGGUGCUGUUGGAGCCCUGCUGGUCUAUGACAUCACCAAACACCUUACCUACGACAGUGUUGAUCGCUGGCUGAAGGAGCUGUACGACCACGCCGACCCCCAUAUUGUGGUCAUGCUGGUGGGCAACAAGACUGACCUGGAGUCAGAGCGAUCCGUGCCCACAGAGGAGGCUCAAGGUUUUGCAGAAAAGAAUGGUCUUUUGUUCCUGGAGACCUCUGCUUUGGAGUCAACUAAUGUGGAGGCAGCAUUCAACAACGUCCUAGCAGAGAUUCACAGGAAGGUGAGCAGUAAGGAAGUGGUUCGGGGCUCCAUCAGUGCUGUGUCCUUGAACAGCUCCAGAACAGAAAACACAGAGGAGCAGAAGCCCUGCUGCAGAAACAUCUGACCACAAGAUCCUCGAGGAGCUCAGGGGCUUCAGGUCGGGUGACAGAUGAACUCCUCCUUCACCCACAGCACUGUACUAGAGCUCGGCGAGAGGCUGGCGGAACAGCAAACUGCGAAUGCCAAUAUUAAUGGUCCUGACUUAAGUGCCACUUUGAAAAUGACUGAUUUACAAGUUUCACAAGCUUCAUGGUGGCAUAUUCAAAAAGGUGAUUCAUAUACGUGAACGAAAGUAGCUGAGGACCACCAUCAAUCUUUUAAGAGUCUCUUGCUCACUGCUGAGCAUAGGUCAAAAGUAAAACCGUGUUCCCUGUGAGAUGAUAUGUGUAAUCAAUGCAGAUAAUUCAGAUGUAAAUGGCACAUUGGCGAUUUUUGUAUGUACGGACUGUGAGUCUUGUCGCUGCUGUGUGUGUGUGUACUCCAGCUGAUGACCAAGGAUGAGUCUGACUUCAUUUCUUUUUGAAAAAUAAACAAUUUAUGGAGAAAGUU